Strongylus vulgaris is the source of this 798-nucleotide messenger RNA. Lineage: Eukaryota; Metazoa; Nematoda; Chromadorea; Rhabditida; Strongylidae. The record is from the annotation of a GenBank genome assembly.
AUGCGUGAAUAUCCUGAUUUGAACUUGGAGGGAUUGCUCUUAUCAAACGAUGCUUGUUGUGAUAUAAUCUACAAAGAAACCUACUUUAGGAAACAUGCCCUACAGUGUCAUCCUAUGCGACAGGCCCUAUUCGAUGUUCUGUGCGAAGUCAAAGAAAAGACAGCGCUACAAAUUCGCACUGGAAAUGAUGAUCAACCAGAGGAUCCACAACUUAUGCGACUGGACAAUAUGCUGGUAGCCGAAGGUGUAGCUGGUCCUGAUAAAGGGGCCCCUCUCUCAGGUGAUGCUUCCGGCGGUGAUCAGGCGGAUUAUCGUCAAAAACUUGGCCAGAUUCGACUUGUUUAUAACCAAGAGUUGCAAAAGUACGAGGAGGCUUGCUCCGAGUUCACCCAACACGUGAUGUCAUUGCUAAAAGAUCAGUCACGGGUGCGACCCAUCAGUCAAAAGGAAAUCGAAAGAAUGGUGUCCAUUAUCCAAAAGAAAUUCAGUGGUAUACAAGUACAGCUGAAGCAGUCUACCUGUGAAGCAGUUAUGAUUCUGAGAAGCCGUUUUCUCGAUGCUAGACGUAAACGUCGCAACUUUUCGAAACAAGCAACAGAAGUGUUGAAUGAGUAUUUUUAUUCACAUCUGAGCAACCCGUACCCGUCAGAGGAGGCAAAAGAAGAACUUGCACGGCAGUGUAAUAUUACAGUGUCUCAAGUGGGUGACUUUUGUGGUUUCCAUUUGUUUUUGAUGGGACUUAUUUUCUUUCCAAUGCAAAGCGUUAGGAAAUUGAGAAGUAACUUCAAUCUUACUUGA